This is a messenger RNA of Amphibalanus amphitrite, 7216 nucleotides long. Its product is annotated as brefeldin A-inhibited guanine nucleotide-exchange protein 1-like. Gene Ontology annotation, molecular function: guanyl-nucleotide exchange factor activity. Gene Ontology annotation, biological process: regulation of ARF protein signal transduction. The transcript is spliced from 30 exons. The coding region runs from base 119 to 5428 and encodes 1769 amino acids. Lineage: Eukaryota; Metazoa; Arthropoda; Thecostraca; Balanomorpha; Balanidae. The record is from RefSeq and is a predicted model, not a curated record.
CUGCAAGAAUAUUCUGAACCUCAAGUCUUGUUUGGAUAUUGGUAAAAGGUCCCUUUCAAUUUAAGGCUAUGUUUCUUAUUUUGAAUUCCUGAUAGUUCUAACUUGCCUAUAAUAAGCAAUGCAGAAAACAGGAACAACUAAGGAAAUGUUUAUCAUCAAAGCCCUUGAGAAGAUUCUGCAAGAGCGAGAAACCAAAAAGCCCCAUCAUUCUCAGCUGAGAAAAGCCUGCCAGGAUGCACUGGAGGAGGCCAAGGCGCAGUGCCAGCCGGCGGCAGCGCCCGAGGGCGUCAGCUCGGCCCUGCCGCUGCCCAGCCAGGAUACGGCCGGCGGCGGCUUCCAGGCCGACAAAUACCUGCUGCCGUUUGAGCUGGCCUGCCAGUCCAAGUCGGCCAAAAUCAUCGUCACGGCGCUAGACUGUCUCCAGAAACUGAUUGCCUACGGCCACCUGACGGGGGACCGGCCGGACCCGACGUCACCGACGGCAGGUCAGCGCCAGAUCGACCGUAUCGUACAGACCGUGUGCGGCUGCUUCACCGGCGCGCACACAGACGAGGAGGUGCAGCUGCAGAUACUGAAGGCGAUUCUGACGGUUCUAACGUCCCAGUAUGUGGAGGUCCACGAGGGUACUGUGCUACAGGCCGUCAGGACGUGCUACAACAUCUACCUGGCCAGCAAAAACAUCGUCUACCAGACCACGGCCAAGGCCACGCUCACACAGGUCAUCAACGUGCUGUUUAUGCGUAUGGAGACACAGGCCCAGUCGGCCGAGACAUCCGAGACCAACGGUCAGGCCGAGUCCGCGGACGCCGGCGGCGACGGCGGGCCGCCCGGCGCCCCUCCCGACGACCCCUCCUCUGCGGACGGCGCGGCGGACGGCGCUCCCCCCGACACCGCCGCCGCUGCCGGGGAGGGCGGCCCUCCGAACGGCGUGCCGUCCAGUCCUCCCGCCGGGGACACGGCCUCGGCUGGCUCGUCGGCCGACGGGCCGGCCGAGCAGGCGGCCGGCGCAGAGCCCACGGCCGAGACGGUCGUCCGGUCUAUCGUGGAGGAGCUGGUCGACAGCGCCGUGCCCUCCGAAGCCACAGCGUCUGUGAGCAGCGAGCCACGAGAGAACGGUUCGGAGCGCUCCAGUGCUCCCAACACGCCAAAAAUGAACCGCAGAAUGUCUCAGGGAAGCGAAGACGCCAGCGAGAGCGACAUGAUGACGGCCAAGUUCUCUCACAUCCUGCAGAAGGACGCCUUCCUGGUGUUCCGCUCGCUCUGUAAACUGUCGAUGAAGCCGCUCCCGGAGGGAACGCCUGACCCCAAGUCGCACGAGCUGCGGUCCAAGGUGCUGUCGCUGGAGCUGCUGCUGUCCAUCCUGCAGUCGCCCGGACGCGUGUUCACCUCCAACGAGAUGUUCAUCACGGCCAUCAAGCAGUACCUGUGCGUGGCGCUCUCCAAGAACGGCGCCUCCUCGGUGCCCGAGGUGUUCCAGCUGAGCCUGGCCAUCUUCCUGGCGCUGCUGGCCAACUUCAAACAGCACCUCAAGAAACAGAUCGAGGUGUUCUUCAAGGGCAUCUUCCUGAACCUGCUGGAGACGCCGAGCUCGUCGUUCGAGCACAAGUGGAUGGUGAUCCAGGUGCUGACGCGUAUCUGCGCCGACGCCCAGAGCGUGGUGGACAUCUACGUCAACUACGACUGCGACUUCGCGGCGGCCAACAUCUUCGAGCGGCUAGUGGCCGACCUGAGCAAGAUGGCGCACGGCAGACAGACGGGUCCGGAGCAGCUCGGCGUGACCGUCACCCAGGAGCGCAGCAUCCGACUGAAGGCGCUCGAGUGUCUGGUCGGACUGUUGAAAUGCAUGGUCGAGUGGAGCCGGGAGCUCUACGUCAACCCGCACUCGCAGACCAACCUCGAGACGGACCGAGAGACGGCUGACGAGCCCGUCCAGCCGGCCUCCCUGGCCACCUACGGCAGUCAGAACAGCCUGGCCAACAACACGCCGCAGCAGUACGAGUCGCUCAAACACAAAAAGGAGAUCUGGGAGCAGGGCAUCGACAUGUUCAACCGUAAGCCGAAGCGCGGCCUGGCGUUUCUGCAGGAGCAGGGCCUCCUGGAGGCCACGCCCGACUCCAUCGCCGCCUUUUUCCACGACGACCACCGGCUGGACCGGGCCGUGCUGGGGGACUACCUCGGCGACCCGGACCAGCACAACAGAGAGGUGAUGUACGCCUACGUGGACCGUCUGGAUUUCAACGACCGUGACUUUGUGGCGGCGCUGCGGCUCUUUCUGGACGGCUUCCGCCUGCCAGGAGAGGCCCAGAAGAUCGACAGACUCAUGGAAAAGUUCGCCAGCAGAUACUGCGAGUGCAACCCAAAUCAGAACCUGUUUGCCAGUGCCGACACGGCGUACGUACUGGCCUAUUCCAUCAUCAUGUUGACCACCGACCUGCACAGCGCUCAGGUCAAGCACAAAAUGACCAAGGAGCAGUACAUCAAGAUGAACCGCGGUAUCAACGACAGCAAAGAUCUACCCGAGGACUACCUGUCUCAGAUCUAUGACGAGAUCGCCGGCAACGAGAUCAAGAUGAAGGUCACGGCCAGCGCCAAACCCGGCAAACAGGUGGCCCAGAGCGAGAAGCAGCGCCGGCUCCUGUUCAACCUGGAGAUGGAGCAGAUGUCGCUGGCGGCCAAGUCGCUGAUGGAGGCCGCCAGUCACGUGCAGGCCGAGUUCACGUGCGCCACACACGUGGAGCACGUGCGGCCCAUGUUCAAGCUGGCCUGGGCGCCGUUCCUGGCUGCGUUCAGCACUGGUCUCCAGGACUGCGACGAUCCGCGCGUGGACGAGCUCUGUCUGGACGGGAUCAGAUGUGCCAUCCGCAUCGCGUGCAUCUUCCAGAUGAAGCUGGAGCGUGACGCGUACGUGCAGGCUCUGGCCCGGUUCACCCUGCUCACGGCCAACGCGGCCAUCACCGAGAUGAAGGCCAAGAACAUUGACACGAUCAAGACGCUGAUCUCAGUGGCGCAGACGGACGGCAACUACCUGGGCCACUCGUGGCUGGACAUUCUGCGCUGCAUCUCGCAGCUGGAGCUGGCGCAGCUGAUCGGCACGGGCGUGCGGCCCGGCCGGCUGGCGCACCCGGCCAAGGGGAAGACGGCCGACGGGGGGCACGGCUUCCACUUCCUGGAGAAUAUCGACUUCACCGGCAACGCGGAGCGCCGUCUGGCGAGCGUGGUCGAGUCGAUGGGUGAGACCAACUCCCAGAGCGUGGUAGUGGCCGUGGACCGGAUCUUUACCGGCUCCAUUCGACUGGACGGAGACGCUGUGGUCGACUUCGUGGACGCACUCUGUCACGUGUCCCGAGACGAGCUGGCCCAGCCGCAGCCGCGGAUGUUCUCGCUGACCAAACUGGUGGAGAUCUCCUACUACAACAUGGGCCGCAUCCGGCUGCAGUGGUCCCGCAUCUGGAAAAUACUCGGAGAACACUUCAACAGGGUGGGCUGUAACCCGGUGGAGGAGAUAUCGUUCUUCGCCGUCGACUCGCUCCGCCAGCUGUCGAUGAAGUUCAUCGAGAAGGGAGAGCUGGCCAACUUCCGCUUCCAGAAGGACUUCCUGCGGCCAUUCGAGUACAUCAUGAAGUCCAACAGGUCUCCGACCAUCCAGGACAUGGUGGUGCGCUGCGUGGCGCAGAUGGUCAACUCCCAGGCGCGUAACAUCCGCUCCGGCUGGAACAACAUCUUCAGCGUGUUCCACCUGGCCGCCUCGGGCAUGGACGAGAGUGUGGUCGAGCUCUCCUUCCAGACCACCGGCUCCAUCAUCUCGACGGUGUUCGAGAACCACCUGGCUAUCGUGAUCGACAGUUUCCAGGACUCGAUCAAGUGUCUGUCCGAGUUCGCGUGUAACGCCCAGUUUCCCGACACGAGCAUGGAGGCGAUCCGACUGAUCCGCAGCUGCGCGCGCUACGUGGCCGACUCGCCGCACCUGUUCCGGGACCAUAACAUCGAGGACAAGACGAUCCCGGAGGAAGACCGGGUCUGGGUGCGCGCCUGGUUCCCCAUCAUGUUCGAGCUCUCCUGUAUCGUCAACAGGUGUAAGCUGGACGUUCGGACGCGCGCACUGACCGUCAUGUUCGAGAUCAUCAAGACGUACGGCAUGACGUACCGGCAGCACUGGUGGAAGGACCUGUUCCAGAUCCUGUUCCGCAUCUUUGACAACAUGAAGCUGCCGGAACAGCAGCUGGAGAUUUUCGUGCACCCCGACAACCAGCUGGAUAAGGCCGAAUGGAUGACGACGACGUGCAACCAUGCGCUGUACGCUAUUAUCGACGUGUUUACGCAGUACCACGACACGCUGCAGCCGAUACUGCUGGAGCCGCUCUACAGCCAGCUGCACUGGUGUGUCAGACAGGAUAACGAGCAGCUGGCUCGGUCGGGUACCAACUGUCUGGAGAACCUGGUCAUCUCUAACGGCGUCAAGUUUCGGCCGGAGACGUGGGACCAGACGUGCCGCUGCAUGCUGGACAUCUUCAACUCGACGAUCCCGCACCAGCUGCUCACGUGGAGACCGGGCGAGGCAGGAGAGCCGCUCACCGAUCCAAAGUCCCCGCACAGUCCGACCGACUCGCCGUCCGAGAUUAUGGGCCGGGCAGACAGCAUGCACAGCAUCAACAGCAUCGGAUCGCAGACCAACGACGACAAAAACAGAAAAAUAAUGAAAAUGAAGGUACACCAGGACCACCAGCUAUUUGCCGGCCUGCUGAUCCGCUGCGUGGUCCAGCUGGAGCUCAUCCAGACCAUCGACAACAUCGUCUUCUUCCCCACCACCUCACGCAAGGAGGACGCCGAAAACCUGGCGCAGGCCCAGGCCGAGGCGCUGCGCCAGCGGCUCUCGGACGACGCCCAGCAGCGCGAGGACCAGGGCAUGUACCCGUACCUGAGCGCGCCGCAGCUCUUCCAGCUGAUCGACUGCCUCAUGCAGAGCCACCGGUUCGCCAAGCGGUUCAACGCCGACCACGACCAGCGGAAUCUGCUCUGGAGGGCCGGUUUCAAGGGUAACGCCAAGCCGAACCUGCUGAAGCAGGAGACGCAGAGCCUGGCGUGCGCGCUGCGCAUCCUGUUCCGGCUGUAUACGGACGAGGCCCGGCGCGCCGAGUGGCCUCAGGUGCAGCAGCGGCUGAUCGCCACCUGCCGCGAGGCGCUCGAGUACUACCUGAGCCUGCAGUCGGAGGCGCACCGGGACGCCUGGGUGGCGCUGCUGCUGCUCUUCCUCACCCGCGUGCAGAAGAUGGAUGAUGAGAGGUUCCGGGCGCACGCCUCCAACUAUUACCCGCUACUCUGUGAGGUCAUGUGCUUCGACCUGAAGCCCGAGCUGCGCGCCGUGCUGCGGAAAUUCUUCCUGCGCAUCGGCCCCGUGUUCAACAUCACACCGCCGGCAGCGACCACGUGACCGCCGGCGACCAAUCAGCGCUCGCCGACCGACAGAAGAGGCCUGUGAUUGGUGGACGGGACGGCAGUGUGAGUGGGUGAGUGGUCAUAAUAUGACUGGAGUCAACCAAUCACCGUUGUGUGUCCGGUUGUGGAGGCUCGCGAUUGGUGCGUCGGCCGGUCACGUGAUCGGUACCCGGUCAGCCGAGGUCCUUUGUUAGUUUUCUGAUCGAAUGGAGCUACGUCGGCUGAUUACAGACAGGCGUGUGCUCGUCGCAUGGCCAUGAGCCGCUGCCAUUGGCUAACGGACGACUGAAGCCGUCUGUGAUUGGCUAAUUGUCGAUGGACGCCGUCUGUGAUUGGCAAACGGACGACUUAAGCCGUCUGUGAUUGGCUAACGGGCAACCGACAGAGCUGCAAGAGCCGAUGAUUGGCUGCUAGCUGAACAAAUGAAGAGGAGAGUGUGAGUACAGAGAGAUGCCGUUCGUCAGGCCGGCGGUGCCCGUCCGACUCGCCCAAGUGCGCUGUCGGGCGGCGGGUGAAAAAAAAUCACUGCGCCUGUGAUCGUGUAUAAUGUAUAUAUACUUAUUAUCAUUAUUAUUCCCCAAUAGUGCCUGCUGUAAACACAGCUCGGGCGUCCGCGGGCGAGUAUUCCGUUAUUUAUGUUGAUUAUAUAGGUGAUUAUUCUGACGGGAACGUCAGACUGGUGAUCAUCCGCCAUCCAUAGGCAGCCCGGGACGUAUUUAUUGGAGUACGUAGCGUAGGACGGCCGGCUGAGGUCCUAUAGAGUAUCCUGUGCCGGUGGCCGCCCCGGUUACCCCCCGCCGGACGGAGCGGCCGGCCGGGCACCCUCCUCAGGCGGGGUACCGUGUAUCGUCCAGGAUUUCGUGCAAUGCCAUCCCCGUACAGGACUGUGUUGCUCGUGUGAGAGGGAAGUAUACACGCGUGUAGCACUGUUCGUAGUGUCCGUGUGAUCGGGCCCCAAUAGACUACGGGCUGCUGAAAUGUGUGCGGUUUCGACGCCCCGUGGGUCGCUGGAAUAGACGUGGUAUGACGUGGCUGGUAAUUCAACGAUGAGCUGAGGUCAGUUUUACCAACAGGAAAAUAGUCGCCUGCCGAAAUUGUUUGCCUAAAGACCGCUUCACAUACGGAGCGUAAAUGGUAAAGCCCUAUCCUCUUACGUGCCCAUCGCGUUUACGCUUUGAGUGUGAAGCGGUCUUUAGGCAAAAAAAUCGGCAGGCGGCUAUUUUUCUGUUGGUAAAACUGGCCUCUGAUCUUCUAUUCGAGCAAUUACUUAUAAUCGCGGGUGUUUGUUUCUCCUGUUGUUUUAAUCAGUUGCUCGUGAAUUUAUAUAGUCGUGUGUCAUAUUUGUUGCGCUAAGCACACCCCAGAAAUUGCCGAAUUAUCUUCUGUAGAUUAUUGUGCUCGCUCGGCGUAUGGUUUCGGCGGCCGGUGCUUUCUUACUUCAUGACCCCAUGGCGCCGGCUCUCCUGUCUCUGAAGGUGCGCUGCGGGUCCACCCAGGUCAGGUCACGGCCCGCCCGGCGCCGUACGACAACUCCCAUCCGUCCUGUGUGUAGUGGCCGGUCCCGUCGAGCCGUGGAGCGCCACCUGUACAGAGGGAGCUACUGAGGGGCGGAGCACGCGCCUCCAGACCGCUGGGUGGUGGCAGUCGCCGGGCUGAACGCUCCAGAUACAUUCCUCUCCCGCUAUAUAUAGUGUGAAUAGUGCAGUGUGAACUGUGAAACCAAUGAUGAGCCUUAGUUAUGCUUACACAUUUGAGUGUGGAUGAAUAAAAUUAUGCAAUCACA